Molecule: messenger RNA, 1368 nt
Organism: Venustampulla echinocandica
Lineage: Eukaryota; Fungi; Ascomycota; Leotiomycetes; Helotiales; Pleuroascaceae
Exons: 2
Coding region: 1-1368 (455 amino acids)
Biological process (GO): DNA alkylation repair; DNA repair
Cellular component (GO): nucleus
Molecular function (GO): ubiquitin binding; dioxygenase activity; zinc ion binding
Source: RefSeq, a predicted model, not a curated record
AUGGACGACUUCAUUCGUCGAAAGAAGAGAAGGCUCCUAUCCCCAGAGACCAAUGCGGCAACAAACGAGAUGAGUGGUCUAAGUGCCGGUGACGACGAGUCUACCGACUUCAAGCUAGCAUUGCUAUCAUCGUUGCAUCCUGAUAUUGAACAGCAAGUGCUCUUGGAUGUCCUUUUGGCUAGUGAUGGCUCUGUGGAAGAAGCAUCUGCUUCAUUGACGAUCGAACAUAUCCCUGAAGAGCCUCGGAGAAAAGUGUCUGCUGCCACGGGAUACCAAAGCUCCCUUUCUAGCUUUGUUGCUUCGAAGAAUGCCUCCAAUACACCUACAAAGAAGUUAUUAUCCAAGAAAGGCAAGACUUUGCAUCUAUUCUCCCCAGAGGAUGUGGCUCAGCAUACCCCGUGUUCGAUCAUCCACAAUUUUCUUGAUCCGGAGCAAGCCACGGGUCUAUUAGAAGAGCUUCUCGAUGAAGCCAAAACGUUUGAGAGGGCGACGUUCAAGUUGUUUGAGAAUGUGGUCCAGAGUCCUCAUACCAAUUGCUUCUAUGUCGACGGGAUGGAGGAGAUGCAUCGCCAUCAAGAGUACGUCUACAAUGGCGCGCCUCUGACAGAUGUCCGUCAACUUACGCCAGAAAUGCGGAAAGUGGCGCCCAAGGUCGAGGAAGCGGUGAACAUGGAGAUCGCUGCUCGGAUCAAGAACCAUUACCCCAAUGGCCAGAAGCUCAAGUACCAAUCUCCCCAUCGGUGGAAGCCGAAUGCAGCUUUUGCGAACUGCUACAGUGGCGCUGCUGAGAGUGUUGGCUACCACAGCGAUCAUCUAACGUAUCUUGGACCUCGACCAGUCAUCGGAUCCAUCUCGUUGGGGGUUGCUCGAGAAUUCCGCGUUCGGCGCAUUGUACCUGUAUCCCAAAAUGAGUCUUCAAACUCAAAUUCAGAGAAGUCAGAGACUUCGGAGAGGAAAGGAAAACAGAAACAAGCAUCGGAUUCAGAUGCGGAAGGCCAGAUAGCGAUCCAUCUACCGCACAACUCCCUCUUGGUGAUGCAUGCUGAGAUGCAAGAGGAGUGGAAGCACAGUAUCGCUCCAGCUCAAGCUAUUGAUCCCCAUCCAGUAUCUGGAAACAGACGGAUCAACAUCACAUACCGUCAAUAUAAACCUUCUUUGCACCCUAAGCUCACGCCGAAGUGUAAAUGCGAGAUUCCUACCGUGCUCAGAGUAGUGAACCGCAGAGUAGAAAACUGCGGGAAGUACUACUGGACGUGCCAUGCCGGUUAUAUCCCAGGGAAGGAGGGGUGUGGUUUUUUCGAAUGGGCUUCCUUCGACGAAUCAGACGGUGAGCCAAUUUGGAAGGGGCAAAAGGAUAAGGAUAAGUGA